Messenger RNA from Solanum dulcamara, 1186 nucleotides. Its product is annotated as dihydroceramide fatty acyl 2-hydroxylase FAH1-like. The record is from RefSeq and is a predicted model, not a curated record. Gene Ontology annotation, cellular component: endoplasmic reticulum; membrane. Gene Ontology annotation, biological process: fatty acid metabolic process; lipid biosynthetic process. Gene Ontology annotation, molecular function: fatty acid 2-hydroxylase activity; iron ion binding. Lineage: Eukaryota; Viridiplantae; Streptophyta; Magnoliopsida; Solanales; Solanaceae. Bases 398 to 1135 code for a protein of 245 amino acids. The transcript is spliced from 3 exons.
UCCCAGAAAAAUUUACCUAAGAUUAUUUUCUCAAAAGUAAUCAGAGAUCAAACAGCGGUGUCAUUAGGUUGUCUUCUUUAAUUCUCUUUCUUUUUUGAUCUAUGCAAUUUUAAGGAUUUUGAUUGCAAAUUAGUAAUGUCAAAAUAAAUUAUGAGAUCUAUUCCUUUUCCAUUACCACCCCCUCUCCUUCCAGUAGUGGAUGCAUGGUCCUUAAAUCUAAAUUGGCUCAAUCAUUUUAUUUCAAUUUAUUAGACUUUUGAAAUUGGGUCCACAAUUUGUUAAUAAACUUUAAUAAUUUUUCACAUGUACCGCAAAAAUAUUUGGCAUAUGUUUAUUUAGAUUUCUGAGAUUUUCACAAUUCAAACUUUGCAUAAAAGUAUUGAUUAAUUUUUUGAUUAUGUAUCUUGUGGUCCAGGGUGCCAAGAUGGUGGCACAGGGAUUCACAGUGGAUUUAAACAAGCCACUCGUUUUCCAGGUGGGCCAUCUUGGAGAUUCAUAUGAGGAGUGGGUUCAUCAGCCAAUUAUUAGCAGAGAAAGUCCAAGAUUUUUUGAAAAUAUUUUUUUAGAAUUUUUUACUCGAACGGCAUGGUGGGCAAUUCCUUCAGUGUGGAUACCAGUAGUAGGGUGGUUGGUUUGGACAUCAUUGAAGAGAGGUGCUGGUGGCGGUGAACUAUUUCUUACACUAGUUGGUGGCAUAUUUUUAUGGACAUUCUUGGAGUACUCUUUACAUCGUUUUGUUUUUCACAUGAAGCCUAGUGGAUAUUGGGGAAAUACACUUCAUUAUCUUAUUCAUGGUUGUCACCACAAGCAUCCUAUGGAUGGACUAAGGCUCGUCUUUCCCCCUGCUGGAACUGCUAUUCUCCUACUCCCACUGUGGAGUGUAGUUAAACUGUUACUACCUUUCACAUAUGCCCCUGCCUUUCUUGGAGGAGGUUUGUUGGGUUACAUCAUCUAUGACUGCACCCAUUACUACUUGCAUCAUGGAAAGCCAUUCAAAGGACUUUCACACUCACUCAAGAGGUUUCAUAUGGACCAUCAUUUCAAACUUCAAGAUAAGGGAUAUGGAAUCACUUCAAACUUAUGGGACAACAUCUUUGGGACACUACCUCCUAAACCAACCAACAAAAUUGGAUGAAAAUUAAUUAAUAUUUCUUAUUCUUAUAAGCUGAAAAGGGGGAAUUAAACA